Messenger RNA from Artibeus jamaicensis (Jamaican fruit-eating bat), 2175 nucleotides. It is a transcript of the gene S1PR5, whose product is annotated as sphingosine-1-phosphate receptor 5. Gene Ontology annotation, cellular component: membrane. Bases 94 to 1281 code for a protein of 395 amino acids. Gene Ontology annotation, biological process: G protein-coupled receptor signaling pathway. The transcript is spliced from 2 exons. Gene Ontology annotation, molecular function: sphingosine-1-phosphate receptor activity. Lineage: Eukaryota; Metazoa; Chordata; Mammalia; Chiroptera; Phyllostomidae. The record is from RefSeq and is a predicted model, not a curated record.
CCAGCCCCUAGAGCUGCAUCUGAUCUCUGGGCUCCAGGCUGCGCCACUGUGUGGGGCGCCAGACCAGGGCACAGGCCUUGGGGCAGGUGGCCCAUGGAGACGGGACUGCUGCGUCCGGCGCCAGUGAGCGAAGUAAUCGUCCUUCACUACAACUAUACCGGCAAGCUCCGUGGUGCCCGCUACCAGCCCGGCGCUGGACUGCGCGCCGACGCCGUCGUUUGCCUGGCGGUGUGCGCGCUCAUCGUUCUGGAGAACUUGGCCGUGCUGUUCGUGCUUGGACGCCACCCGCGCUUCCAUGCGCCCAUGUUCUUGCUUCUGGGCAGCCUCACAUUGUCGGACCUACUGGCUGGCGCUGCUUACGCUGCCAACAUCCUGCUGUCAGGGCCGCUCACACUGCACCUGUCGCCCACGCUCUGGUUCGUGCGAGAAGGUGGCGUCUUUGUGGCGCUAGCCGCGUCCGUGCUGAGUCUCCUGGCCAUCGCGCUGGAGCGCCGCCUCACCAUGGCGCGCCGGGGACCGGCACCCGCCGCGCGUCGAGGGCGCACUUUGGCCCUGGCGGCUACCGCCUGGGGCGUGUCGCUGCUCCUGGGGCUACUGCCCGCGUUGGGCUGGAAUUGCCUGGGCCACCUGGACUCCUGCUCCACCGUCCUGCCCCUCUACGCCAAGGCCUAUGUGCUCUUCUGCGUGCUCGCUUUCCUUGGCAUUCUGGCUGCCAUCUGUGCGCUCUAUGUGCACAUCUACUGCCAGGUGCGUGCCAACGCGCGGCGCCUGCGCGCGCGCCCAGGAGCUGUUGGGGGCUCCUCGAGGCGGGCGCGCCGUACGCCGCGCUCUCUGGCUCUGUUGCGCACUGUGAGCAUAGUGCUCCUGGCCUUUGUGGUGUGUUGGGGGCCCCUUUUCCUGCUGCUCUUGCUGGACGUGUCUUGCCCGGCGCGCGCUUGCCCGGUGCUCCUGCAGGCCGAUCCCUUCUUGGGCCUGGCUAUGGCCAACUCUCUUCUGAACCCCAUCAUAUACACGCUCACCAACCAUGACCUGCGCCACGCGCUCCUGUGCCUUGUCUGCUGCGGCAGACGGCCCUGUAGUCGAGGCCCAGGAGCCUCCCGGGGAUCCGGGAGCGCCACUGGGGCUUCCGACGGCCUACACCGUUGGCUGCCCCCUGGCCUGGAUGGCAGCUCCAGCCCCUCGGAUCGUUCCUCACCCCAGCGGGACGGGCUGGACAUCAGCGGCUCUACUGGUGCACCUACAGCCACUGGGACCCUGGUACCUGCACCAGCCACAGACUGAGGCUUUCUCACCCACCAUUUCUCUCCUUAAGAGCUGUUUUUGCAGACUUUUUCUUUUUAAGUGAUGGAAUUUAUAGGAAAACCUGCCAAAAAUGGUGUAGACAGAAGAGACACAGGGGACGUACUUUACUGGCGCCAACCCUACAACAGUGAACACAGACAAAAACCGCUGCCCUUGUGGAACUGAUGCUCUGGUGGGUACACAGGAGAUGGCGAAGUGAAGAGUCAUGGAGACUGUCCUGGUAACAACGCAGUGAUGCGAUCGAUGGUGGUCAGAGGUGGCCUCUCUGCAGAGGUGUGACAGGUGAUAUGCGCUGAGACAUUAUUGUCCUGGGAACACCUGGAGCAAGAGCAGGUCCUAUGAGGGAACAACAGGUGCAAAGAUCCUUAGGCUGAAAUGUGCCUGUGUGUUGCAUGAAAAGGAAGGAUCCAGUGUGACUGGAGCAGUGGUGGAGGCAAGCGUGGGAGGAAACCAAGGCAGGGAGACAACUGGGCAGAUCACUUGGGGCCUUGUAAGCUCUGGGGAGGAUUCAUUUUUGCUCUGAGGUGGGAGCCAUGGAGGGUUCCAGACAAAGAAAGGACUUGACGUGAUUCAGUUGUUCACAGUUCUCUGAAAUGUGGUAGCUAGAACAAGAUGAAGGUGACUGAACUGGCCUAGGGGAACAAUGAUGGUGACUCAGACCGUGUGGAUUCUGGGUAAGUUUUGGAAACAGCAGGAAUACUGAGGAAUUGAGUGUGGGAGUGAGAAAGGAGUCAAGGACAGAGCUCCGGUUUAGAGAAGAGGACACCAAAGACGGGGCACCGUACAAUUUGACUCCGGGAGACUCAGUCAAUUCUUAGCUGAAACAAGAUUUCUUUGAGUGUGGUGUCAGAUCCUUCAUUAAAAAAAUUAAAA